UUGACUGUAUGCGACGGCAAAUUCAAUUUUGUGGUGUUCAGCACUGGUGUGCACCCACAGGAUCGCUCUCAACUAAUUUUACAGUUCCGACCACCUGAUUUGUCAGAGAUCAUUGGUCCAAUUUCGAGCGAUCUCAUCAGAUUUGCUAAUCCUGGAACGCAACAAAGAGUUGCAACCGCUCUGCAAAAUCUAUCCAACGACGAUCCAGUACUUUCGCUCAUUUCACCGGACGAACUACAACGGCAAAAUAUGCUUGAAGACGUUGCUCAGCUCAUGUUAGACAUUGAUAAACUCACCAGGUCUUCAGAGCAGAACAUUACCGACAUGACGUUGAACGACUUCAAAUCGGCAGUGCCGCAGGUGCGCGACAAUUUUUCUGUGCAAGCUGAUAGUAGUUCUCAUAACAACCUACCUCUCUCAUAA
Messenger RNA from Cooperia oncophora, 423 nucleotides. The record is from the annotation of a GenBank genome assembly. NCBI's taxonomy places the organism in Eukaryota, Metazoa, Nematoda, Chromadorea, Rhabditida, Trichostrongylidae.